Messenger RNA from Aspergillus wentii DTO 134E9, 3822 nucleotides. Its product is annotated as transcription initiation factor TFIID subunit TAF2. Gene Ontology annotation, biological process: transcription initiation at RNA polymerase II promoter. Gene Ontology annotation, cellular component: transcription factor TFIID complex. Gene Ontology annotation, molecular function: RNA polymerase II general transcription initiation factor activity; transcription cis-regulatory region binding; chromatin binding. Lineage: Eukaryota; Fungi; Ascomycota; Eurotiomycetes; Eurotiales; Aspergillaceae. The transcript is spliced from 4 exons. Bases 1 to 3822 code for a protein of 1273 amino acids. The record is from RefSeq and is a predicted model, not a curated record.
AUGCCAGGCGUUGUCGAAACACCAGCCGGCCCUGUCUGGCCUGGCUUGGGCUACACCGUCGCACAUCAGAGGGUUGAGCUGGAGAUAGAUUUCGCAAAUAAGGCCCUCAAAGGCAAGACGGAAAUUACGAUCCACCCACACUCCAAAGACCUCAGAACCAUCCGCUUAAAUUUCCGGCAGGGUGAGCUUAAACGGUUGAAUGUUAAUGGAAAGGCUGCAACAACCAAAUAUGCAGACCCUUACGAGUCGCUCCAGCUGUACGGCCCACACUAUCACCAGCGUCUGUCUUCCAAGAUCGAUGGCCUCUUAAAAAGUCCGCCAGACCCUGAUCUGUUGGUCAUAAUCCCGAAAAGUGUUCGGAUCGACGAACUCGACCCUUUUUCAAUCGAGGCUCAGGAUCAAAUGGCACUGCGUGCUACCGGUGCCACCGAUGAUGCUGAUGGAAUGGGUCCCAAAACAGCAGACACGACGCUUCCAAGAUUCACGGCUCUGUCACUCAAUGUCGAAUUCUCCAUAGAAAAUAUAAGGGAUGGGUUGCAGUUUGUAGGGGUGGAAAAUGGUGAUAGACGCUAUCCGCACGCUUAUACGACAAAUUCCCUUGGGUAUGGUGUCGGCUGCCCCCUCUUCCCUUGCAUUGAUGACCCUUCAUCGCGUUGCACAUGGGAACUAUCGGUUAAAUGCCCAUGUUCGUUGGGUGAUAUUUUCGACCGUAAACAUCGGGAUGGAUCUGGUGUUCCUGGCUCUGGUCGACCAAAAACUUCGCUUGGAAAUGGCCGUUAUAUCUCUCCCGACGAUGAGACGUUGGAUUUGUCGGUGGUUUGCUCGGGAGAUAUGACAGAUGAGAUUGUUGAUCCGAAAGAUCCCAGCAAGAAGACAGUUUCAUUUGCGUGCUAUUCGCCCCUUUCAGCCCAACAACUUGGGUUUGCUGUAGGGCCUUUCGAAUACGUCAAUCUAUCUGAUUUCCGUGAAAGCGACCAGGACGAGCAACUUGGUUUAAAUGCCAUUCCUUUACAUGCAUUUUGCCUUCCUGGGAGAAGUGACGAAGUCAGAAAUACCAACUUUCCGAUGGCGAAAGCGAUUGAUUUCUUUUCGCUAACCUAUGGAUCAUAUCCAUUCUCCAGCUAUAAAAUGUGCUUCGUGGAUGAUACAGCCGAGGACACUAUGCCAACAGCGUGCUUGUCGAUUUGCAGUAACCACCUACUUUUCCCUGAAGAAGUUAUUGACCAGAUGUAUGACUCAACACGGUCACUGGUCCAUGCUUUAUCGUGCCAAUGGAUAGGCGUAAACAUUAUUCCAAAGGAACCCGUUGACACUUGGGUUACGGUUGGUGUCGCAUGGUACAUAACAGACACCUUCAUGAGAAAACUUUGCGGCAACAAUGAAUAUCGUUUCCGGCACAAGCAAAUGUCGGACAGGGUAUGCGACCUGGAUUAUGAACGUCCAUCAAUCUACGACAUGGGAACUAUUUUGAAGCUUGACCCUUCUGAAAUAGAGUUCAUUGCACUCAAAGCUCCUCUUGUCCUUUUCAUUCUCGAUCGACGACUCACGAAGGCUAGUGGGAAAGCCACCAUGUCCCGGAUUAUUUCUCGGCUUUUCUUGAACGCUCGAAUGGGCGACAUACCCAACGGUGCCGUUACUAGCUCGCUCUUCCAGAAGACCUGCGAACGGUUAGGCCACGCAAAAUUGGACGGAUUCUUCGGUCAAUGGGUUUACGGUGCUGGCUGUCCGCGGUUUCAAGCCACCCAAAGAUUUAAUAAGAAAAAGCUUGUGGUUGAAAUGAUGAUCAAGCAGGUUCAAUCCGAGCAGCCAACUACUCGUGAUUUGGAUAAAAAUGCGUUUAUGCGAGAUGUCAAGGAAGAAGUUCGGGGCGUCUACGCUGGCACAGUCCAGCCGGUUUUCUCGGGCUCAAUGACGAUUCGAAUUCACGAAGCUGACGGCACGCCGUAUGAACACAUUGUUGAAAUUAAAGAGGGUGUCACAAAAUUCGACAUCCCAUAUAACACAAAGUAUAAGCGUUUAAAACGCAACAAAAGACAGAAGGAGCGUGCCGCUGCCACAUCAGGUGAUUUGAAUGCGGAAGUCCAAGAAGAUGUUUUGCUCUAUUGCCUCGGUGAUGUGUUACAGACAGAAGAUGAGAUUCAAGAGUGGAAGCUCGCUGAUUGGAGCAAGGAAGACGAAGAGCGAAUGGGACAAGAAUCAUAUGAAUGGAUUCGGAUGGAUGCAGAUUUCGAAUGGAUCUGCAAACUCUCACUGGUGAUGCCGGGCUACAUGUAUCUUUCUCAACUACAACAGGACCGAGAUGUCAUAGCCCAGCUAGAGUCCCUGCAAUAUAUGGCCGCCCAACGAGAGCACCCAUUGAUCUCCACAAUAUUUGUCCGCACACUCAUGGAUCGUAGAUACUUUUACGGGAUCCGUGAGGCUGCUGCGCGAGCCUUGGUCAAGCAUGCUAAAGAAGAAAUCAACUGGUUAGGUUUAUUCCAUCUUGAGAGGGCCUUCCAGGAGCUUUUUUGCAUUCCAGGCUCGCCCAUGACCCGAUCAAAUGACUUUUCUGAUCGAGCUGCAUAUGUUCUCCAAUUAGCCAUCCCGGAAGCCAUAUCCAAGGUCCGGGAUAAUGAUGGCAAGACACCGAUGAGGGUAAAGCGAUUCCUCUUCGAUAAGUUAAAAUUCAACGAUAACUCCAACAAUGAGUUCUCGGAUAAUUUUUAUGUGGCAACUUUAAUGCGGUCAUUGUGCCACGCAAUGCUGGGGAGAGUUGAGUCUUCUCGCUCCGAGGACUUGGAUGAAUUCGACAUGGAACGAGUCCUUGAAGUACAGGCAGAAGAACAAUUGGAAAAGGAUGCCAUUGCCGAAAUCGAUCGAUACCGGAGAAUGGACGAGUGGUCGAGUUCUUUCCAAAACGUUUAUUCACGAGCUGCACUGCAUUGCCAAAUGCAGUUGAUGCAAGGGAAAGCAUUGGACCUUGACGUGAUGCAGUUUCUCCCCUAUACCCGGGCUGGAACUUACGACUUGCUGCGCCUGGAUGCUUUCGAGUGCCUAGUCGAGCUUGAUUUGUUUAGGAGCCCGGAGCUCCUUAGGUGGUUUAUUUUUACCAUGUCUAGCGACUCAUCGCUUUGGGUUAGGCGGCGACUCCAUGGCCUUUUCGGAAAGGCCCUAGCGCCUGUUGCAUUCGGCAGUGGAACAACUUCAGAGCCAGCAGUCCAAGCAGAUGGCUUGAUUAUCGAGCAAGAAUCCUCUACGGAGGUCCGCCAAGCAGAUCUCGCGCGAAGGCAAACCGUCACCGGGGCGCUGGAGGCUCUCAAGAACGAAGUCUCCGGCGACCAAACUUUGAAGGAGUCUCUUUGGUCCGCAUGCAACUCACCAUGUAUCGGAGUACUUGAACUUCUUGAAUUUUCCGAUCUCUGCAAGGUCUUAUAUGACACGGUUUCCUCCGUCAUGGUAUCGCUGAAAUAUCCGCGAUACUGGAAAGUCAAACAUCUGGGAAAGGGACGCAUGCAUUUCUACCGGUCCAGUCGUGUCCGGACAACCCUCGCGCCCUCCAAAGACGCAGCGGCAGCGUCCGCAAAGCGCAAGCGAGAGGAGCAGGGAAUGCCACCCCCGGGCCCUCGCAUCACAUUCAAGCAGUCAAAGAUCGGCUCAAGCACCCCAUCCGCUACAUCUCAUGCAAGCCCACAAGUUCCCAAGAUUCCCAAGCUGCAUAUACCAAAGCAUUCUUCCCCUGCCCCCCAAGCUGCACCGAGAACACCAGCUACUCCAUCGACCCCGUCUACCCCUGGAGGCGGCGGGUUCAAACUAAAACUGAAAUUCGGACAAAAACCGAAAUAA